Messenger RNA from Ostertagia ostertagi, 321 nucleotides. The record is from the annotation of a GenBank genome assembly. Lineage: Eukaryota; Metazoa; Nematoda; Chromadorea; Rhabditida; Trichostrongylidae.
AUGGAGGUUCUAGCGUCUGAUGGUAUUCACACAGCAAGUGCGACCGUUGAAAUCUCUGUCCAAAAGAUAUCAACAGAGGCGAAUGGUUUCCGCUUCCCUCAAGUCGAGUACGCGACAAGCGUUAAGGAAAACACCACUUUCGUUCCUGGAGAGCCUCUCAUAGCUGUGACUGCGGUCGGAGCUCCGGAAGGUGCCAGUGUGACGUAUCGAAUUUUGAAUGAACGUGAAGAAGUGUUCAUCCACGAAGGAACCGGAAUGAUUUCUCUCACCGGGAAACGCUUUGAUAGGGAAGAGGAAGCAAAUGUUCGAUUACUUGUGCAG